CUCCAAGCAUUCGCGGGAGCAAUACGAGAAGCUUUCCACCAUGCACAAGAACAUGCAGAAGCUAUAUGAGAGCCUGGGCAGCUACUACGCCUUCGACCCCCACGUCCUCACCGUCGAAGACUUCUUCGGUGACCUGGCCUCCUUCCGCAUCCUCUUUGUGGAGGCGGUGAAAGAGAACCACAAGAAGAGGGAGAUGGAGGAGAAGAUCAAGAGAGCCAGACUGGCCAAGGAGAAAGCAGAGCGCGAGAAGCAGGAGCGCCAGCAAAAGAAGAAGCAGCUGAUUGACAUGAACAAAGAGGGAGGAGAGAAUGAGACAGGUGUGAUGGACAGCUUAAUGGAAGCCCUGCAAUCCGGAGCGGCCUUCCGCGACCGCCGAAAACGAACCCCGCGCAACGGUGAUCAAAGUCCAUCCAGUCCUGCCUCUCGGUGGCCAGGUGCUAACCAUGGUAACACAACCAAUCCUGUGUCUGUUUAACCCUGAACCUGCUUCUAUGCUGCACUGUACUGCACCACCUCUACUCCUGGCUGUGUAACUCAUGUGGCUUCUUCUCUCUCCUACUGAACCAGAGCUGGUGCACUCUCUGACAGACUCCUACACUGAUCCAUAACUUCUCUGAUUAUUUCUGUGGCGACAGUCAAUUAGGUUACAUAGUAUUAUCUUGUUUCGGUCUGAUAUAGGCUUAGUUGUACACCCUCAAUUCAGUGGUGAUAUCAACUUGACGUGGUUACAGACUGAUUAGAUUGAUUUGAAUGGUUUGAUUAGGUUACAUAUAGAAGAUUGAUUAUCUCAAUAACAGGAAUGAAUACACAGUUGAAGUCAGAAGUUUACAUACACCGUCGCCAAAAGAUUUAAACAAUUCCUGACAUUUAA
Messenger RNA from Salvelinus namaycush (lake trout), 871 nucleotides. RefSeq names its product protein diaphanous homolog 2-like. Gene Ontology annotation, molecular function: microtubule binding; actin binding. Bases 41 to 475 code for a protein of 144 amino acids. The record is from RefSeq and is a predicted model, not a curated record. Gene Ontology annotation, cellular component: cytoplasm; actin filament. Gene Ontology annotation, biological process: actin filament polymerization. Lineage: Eukaryota; Metazoa; Chordata; Actinopteri; Salmoniformes; Salmonidae. The transcript has 4 exons.